GGCACGAGCUGGACAUAGAUUCCAUUCGUUGCCGGCUCCCUCCGUCAUAUAUUCGAACAACAAUGCUCAGUUCGCAACUUGUUCGGACAAGUCCCCACCGUUUCCGCAUGCCGCAUACCAUGCGAACUUCGCAAUUCGCCUUUUUCCGCGAUGCAGGACGCGCGCUUCGGUGCGUCUGUCAACGAUCACUUGACCAAUUUACUCGGUUUCCGACCCAUUGUACUUUACGACACUCGAGUUGACACGAUCGACGAAUCGUUGACGUUAUCGCGGUCUAGGAAGGGGCAACAGCUCCCCAACUUUUCCACCCUUUCCAGCCAAGAGCUCGACGAAAUCGACGCCGAAUGCUCGUCAUGUGUGUCUUCACACCACCACCAAGAGGCAAAGACCCCCACAGAGCAAUAUCUUCCACCUCGAGAGCGAGAAUUCGCUGUAGGCGACGCGAUGUUCAACUAUCGAGCAUUUGGCAGUUUACGCACUGGACUUGCUCCCAUUGCUUUAUUCAGUCGAUGGCACGCCGGACUUGCUGCCACCGCCGUCAUCUCAGGAGCGACACUCGCUGUUAUGCGCGCUGCGUAUCGUCUGCGCUUAAUUGCGACGAUGCAUGAUCGUUUCCAGGGGGAUUACGAUCAAGGAACAGCUCUACUGGAUUGGGGCGACAUGCUCUCGGUAUUUCUCGGACUCUUUUCGGACUGCGUGCCGAUAUAUGGCACUCGACGCAAAGCUUACAUCGCUCUUGGAUGGAUUUUCAGUGCACUGAGUUACGGUAGCGUCUACGCGAUUCACUUGCGCGAGAUUCGCGACGUCAAGGAGCCUGACGCCAUCUACGGACGUCUACUGGAGGCGUGGAGUAUCAUAGGCAGCUUCGCGCUCCAGUUGUCGUGGGUGGCAGCUUUGGCGUUGAUCGUGGGAUUCGGACAGCGAGAGGCGCUAAGUGAACGCGGUGGGCUGGCCACGUUGUUUCUGAUACUCUGGCAGACGGGAGCGCUAGUCGCUCACUGCAUCGUUGCUUUGUUCCAGUCGAGACUUACGCUGUCAAACACUAGCGCUGUCAUCGCUGUGGCUUCUUUGGUUGUUCUGCCCUUCGUGGUAUGUUUUCUACACGAAGACGACGACCAGGAGUCGGCAGCGACUGUGCUAUCGACCAAGCGAGUUGGGGUUUUGCCAGCUUUGCGCACGGGAGUUCUUCAGCUGUGGGAGGUUUGCCAAGAGAAAGUGACGUAUCGAGUGUUCUUGUUCUUGGUGGUAUACACAGUGCUGCUCAACGCCUGCGACCCCGAUGUGGACCGAGCUCUAGCCACUUGGAGUGGCUUUGAAGACGCAGAUCCUUGGGUGUUGGUGAUAAUAAGCGGGGUCGGAGUUGCGGCUUUGAUCCACGCGAAAUGGAGACUGUUGACCACUGCGUGGCGAUCCUUGGCCUUCGUUGGUGUCGGGGUCGUAGUCGUCGCUGCUACUGUUCGAGUUGCGAUCAUUACGACGGAUACUGGGCGUGCUAAAUGGUUCUUCUCGGUCUUUACGGGUCUCGUCAUGUGGCCCAAGGUGUGGAUUCUCCUGUUUACACUAUUGACAGCAACGGAGAUAGCGCAUGUUGGCUGCGAGGGAGUCACUAUGGGGCUUGUACUUUCAGGUCAAGGACUCGGCACUUCGGCAAUGAAUGCAGUCACCAGGUGGAUUAAUAACUCCACGAGUACGCGAAUAACCCAGAGUCUGGUUGACGAAGACUCACACAGCACAAGAACUCGUGUCCUGCUCAUUGCAGUUGCGUACGCUGCCGUCAAUUUAUUCGCUGCAGCCUCCGUGCUAUGGCUCCCACGCUCCAAACUUGAGGCCCAACAACUGCGAACAUUCGGAGGUUACAGCAGAAAAGGUGCCACGCUGAUCGUGGUGCUGUUCGUUGCGCUACUAGCGCUCGCCAUCGUCGCAAACUUUGAGAUCGUUUAGCAUCUGAAGGUUUUCUCACUCUCACAGACCAGAGUACUUACAAUAUUA
Messenger RNA from Phytophthora infestans T30-4, 1989 nucleotides. RefSeq lists its product as uncharacterized. Bases 151 to 1941 code for a protein of 596 amino acids. The record is from RefSeq and is a predicted model, not a curated record. Lineage: Eukaryota; Oomycota; Peronosporomycetes; Peronosporales; Peronosporaceae. The transcript has a single exon.